GCCCCGUGGAUAUCCAUGCGCCCGUGUCAGUGUCUCCGAGACGGCGGUGAGGUGAGGAGGAGGAGGAGGCGGCAGAAGCGGCAGAAGCAGCGGCGGCGGAUGGAUUUCUAAGUCAACACCGUGCAUGGUUCUGUGUUUGGGCUUCAGUUGUGGAAGAGAAAUGCCUACCAUGUGCUAGGAUACAAGGUUGUGGAUCCUUUUAUUUCCGUGGUUCUGGAAUAUAAAGAGAGAAACAGGACAAAAUGGGGAGGAAGAAAAUACAAAUCACAAGAAUAAUGGAUGAGCGGAACAGACAGGUGACCUUCACGAAAAGAAAGUUUGGAUUAAUGAAGAAAGCCUAUGAACUAAGCGUGCUUUGCGACUGUGAAAUAGCACUCAUAAUUUUCAACAGCUCUAACAAGCUGUUUCAGUACGCCAGCACUGAUAUGGACAAAGUUCUUCUCAAAUACACAGAAUACAACGAACCCCAUGAGAGCAGAACUAACUCGGAUAUUGUCGAGGCUCUGAACAAGAAGGAAAACAGAGGGUGCGACAGCCCAGACCCUGAUACUUCCUAUGUGCUCACGCCACAUACAGAAGAAAAAUAUAAAAAAAUUAAUGAAGAGUUUGAUAAUAUGAUGCGGAAUCAUAAAAUCGCACCUGGGUUGCCUCCGCAGAACUUCUCAAUGUCGGUCACUGUUCCUGUAUCCAGCCCCAAUUCUUUAAACUAUAGUAGCCCUGGGAGCUCUCUUGUAUCCCCAGCCUUGGCAGCAAGCUCUACCUUGACAGAUCCCACCCUGCUAACUCCUCCUCAAGCUUCAUUGCAUCGAAAUGUAUCACCUGGAGGUCCUCAGAGACCCCCAAGUACAGGUAGUGCAGGUGGGAUGUUGACCACCAGUGAUCUCUCAGUGCCAAAUGGAACUGGUUCUAGUCCAGUGGGAAACGGUUUCGUGAACUCACGAUCAUCCCCUGGUCUGCUUAGCAGCACCGGUGGUGGGAACGGUUUAAGCAAAGUGAUGCCUACAAAAUCUCCCCCACCUCCGGGUGGGGGCAAUCUUGGAAUGAACAGUCGCAAACCAGAUCUCCGGGUUGUCAUUCCUCCGUCUAGCAAAGGCAUGAUGCCUCCAUUGAACACACAGCGGUUAAAUAGUUCUCAGUCCACGCAACCUCUUGCAACACCCGUUGUAUCUGUGACAACUCCAAGCUUGCCCCCACAAGGACUGGUCUAUUCUGCCAUGCCUACAGCUUACAAUACUGAUUACUCCUUGACUAGUGCAGACCUGUCAGCCCUGCAGGGGUUUAACUCCCCAGGAAUGCUGUCAUUAGGACAAGUUUCUGCCUGGCAACAGCAUCAUCUAGGACAGGCAGCUCUCAGCUCUCUUGUAACGGGAAGCCAGUUAUCCCAGGGUUCCAGUUUAUCCAUCAACACCAAUCAGAAUCUUAACAUUAAGUCUGAACCGAUUUCACCUCCCCGAGAAAGGGUGACCCCGUCCACGUUCCAGUCACAGCCCCAGGCAUCUCAACAGCUGCCGCAGCAACCGCCACCACCUCUUCAACCGUCGCGGCAAGAAAUGGGCCGCUCCCCGGUGGAUAGUCUCAGCAGCUCUAGCAGUUCCUACGACGGCAGCGACCGGGAGGACCCCCGGGGUGACUUCCAUUCGCCAGUGGGGCUGGGAAGGCCUCCCAAUUCAGAAGAUCGUGAGAGCCCGACGGUCAAGCGGAUGAGAAUGGACACCUGGGUGACCUAGGCCCGCCGUUCUCCACACGUCGGGUUCCCGCUUUUGAGUUACCCCCCACUCCCCCAUGAACAGUCCUGACAUAUCUAAAUUUAUAAAUAAGGACCUCAAAUAAAUAUUUAUAUGUGUAUAUAUUAUAUUAUAUUAUAUCAUAUAUAUAUAUAUAUAUAUAUAUAUACACAUAUA
This is a messenger RNA of Thamnophis elegans (Western terrestrial garter snake), 1901 nucleotides long. It is a transcript of the gene MEF2A, whose product is annotated as myocyte enhancer factor 2A. The coding region runs from base 243 to 1727 and encodes 494 amino acids. The record is from RefSeq and is a predicted model, not a curated record. Gene Ontology annotation, molecular function: protein dimerization activity; histone deacetylase binding; RNA polymerase II cis-regulatory region sequence-specific DNA binding. The transcript has 10 exons. NCBI's taxonomy places the organism in Eukaryota, Metazoa, Chordata, Lepidosauria, Squamata, Natricidae. Gene Ontology annotation, biological process: heart development; positive regulation of transcription by RNA polymerase II; cell differentiation.